AUGUGGUCUGCAGUAACAACAGCUCGUUCAUCGCUCAAGCACCUUGCUCGUGCUGUGCGGCAUACGCCGUCUAUGAGAAGCUUUGGAUCUGUAACUAACCAGGUAAAGUGGUUCUGACACCGGUUCUACUACGAUCAGAUUGAUAUUAGCAGUGAUUUGAGGGUUUACGAAGGAACUGACAACCCUACUCUCCUCUGUUACAGAGACUGAUAACGGAAGAUAUCCUCUCCAGGAAUGGUGCCUUGAAAUCUCGGUUUUACAGGUGAGAUCGAUUGCCGUUAUGUAACAUGUGCCAGGUUUUCAUAUUGGAAGCGAAUCUGCACGUGGUUUGUUGGAUCAUAAACGUGUUCGUAUGCUUCGAUAACAUUGAGAAUGACCAUUUUAUGCUUAACGGAAACACGAAACAUUAUAUUCAGUGAUUUUUUCAAUGUUUUAUAAGCAAUUACACUUUACAGUGUGCCUUUGCAGUUCAAAAAAUAAAUUACAGUAUAACUCACCUAUACAGAAUUUAAAAGGCACACUGCCUUAUUACGCAUGGCAGGUGUACGAAUAAACUUUACUUAUCCAAUGCUUGAAUGUUAUGUGGUAGCAUGACAUGCAAAUUCUUAGUUCGACUUUAACUAUUGAAGUACGUGUUGGACAUCUGAGAACAUUGUCUGUCAUGCUAAAGCUACAUUGUUCAUAGCCCAUUCAUGCACCUCUGAAUUCUCAGAAGGUAGUAAAAGGAUCUUUUCACUCCAAAAAAAGUCAAAAAUCAAAUUUUGACAUUGAUUACAGGUGUAGUUAAUCAAUAUCAAUCGUUAUAAUUUGCUGAUUGUCAGCGAUUAUCGAUUUAUAAUGGAAAUCAAUAGAAAUCGAAGUCACGAAAAAAAAUAAUUUAUUGAUUAUGAUCGAAUAACAAAAAUCAAUAAUAAUCAAUAGUAAUCAAUAGUAAUCAGUAACAAGCAAUAAGCUUGAAGUGUGUAUAUGGUUUAGAUACAUGUACUUUGAACAAACAACACUGACAAGACUGGUUACUUGUUCAUACAGUUUCAAAUAAUGUAACAGACAAGGUACAACAGUUGAUUUCCUUGUGUAUUUUCGCAAAUCAUCAAAACGCCGGAAAUGAAUGUUUCCAUUUGAGGUCAAACGUCUGAUCUGAUCAGCGCUGGAGAUGUAGAUCUUUACAUGUCCAUUAAACCUGCGCCAUUGACUGCACCUUACAUUUCUUUCCUUGCAAUCUUGUUCACAUUGGAAUCCAAUUCAAUGCAGUAUAUACAGGGGCAUUGAAGUCCUCCAGAUCACUGCUAUCUUUUGGCAUUAGGAGGGGGGUGUAAGGGUUUGCGGUAUUGCGUUAUUGCGUUAUUUUUGGUGCGGUGUUGCGGUAGUUUUUAUUUCAAAUUACGGUAUUGCGGUUUUCAGGGUCCAAGCGGUGUGCGGUAAGUUUAAAUUUCAUGUCGCGGUAGUCGGUGAAAAACUCGUUGCGUCGCGGUGAUCUGCUUCUUUUCAUGACAAGAGGAUACAAAUCCUAAAGGGUCUCCUUAGCUAGCCUAGCCUGCCUGACCUGCGUGUCUUCCAAGUUACACAGUCGGGGAUCGUAUUUCGCAAACAAUCCAUGCAAAUCGUUUGGCUUGUAAUUUCAGUUAAUACUUGAUAUGAUUAACGACAUUAAUUUUUUUAUCCAAUGAUACGUAAACAUGUCACAUUUAUGACCUCAUGGACCUUGUGGAAAUAGUCGGCUUGGUUAACCUCCUUACCAACCUUAUCGUCACUUUCGUGCCACUCGCGAAACAAUGGCGAGCGAUCCAGAAGGUCAACUUAAGUGAUCAGUCAGAUAUUCCAGCAAAUAGUGAGGUCAGUGAGGUCGUUAUAAACUGCGUAGUGUGGAAAGAUAAUCUAUGAAGAUGGUGUGGUCUAAAAAUUACUACUCGCCCUUCUCGUUGUGCAUGCAGGAAUAUACAAUGUACUAGUAUUCGUGUGUGCUUAGCCAGCGUAGCAAGGCGAUUUUGCGUGGUUUUGUCGGGAGCACGACUGAGCGGUGAAGCAGCUCCGGUCCCAGCCUCCUGGCCCACGCCCGCCUUCAUUAUUUACCGCGCCCAACCAAAACCGCCAUGUUACGCAGGCUAGUUAGGCUUGGAUAAAUUCUGCUCGUAAAUUGGCUUAUCCUCAUACCGGCAGUGCUCUUAAAAAUCGCUUAUUCUACUCAAACUUCUGCUCGGGCACCCUUAUUCUGCUCGAAUUCUGCCUGGUAUCCGAAAAAAUUUCGGCCCCUCGGGCCGUAUUUAUUUUCGCCAAUAUAGAAGGGAACCUGGGCCUAACCCCUUAAAACUAAUUAGAUAUUGUAAUUCAUCUUACUUUUAAUGUGAAUGCGUUGUAGCUAUUUAAUAAUCGAAAUAAUCAGGUAUUUUCCGUUUGUUUUUUAUUUAGUUUAAAAUUUUUCUUACAACUGUUAUGCAUAUCAUCAGUGCCGCUGAUUUUCUCUUAUUCUGCUCAAAUUCUGCUCGAAAAAGCCUUAUUCUGCCGGCAGAAUGCCCGCCUCAACAAUCGCUUAUUCUGCUAGAAAUUCUGCCGGCAGAAUUUGUCCAAGCCUAAGGCUAGUGUGUGCUGUGUGCCCUUCGAACCCAAAGGCAGCCCUGGUCGACGUUUUGUAACCCUCAACAAAGAACCGAGUUAAUUGUGAACCUGAAACAACCUCAUAAGAGUCAACUGUUUUCCGUCCGUUUAUGAUCCAGGUCAGUAAUAUGUAAAGUACAGUGUGAAAGUAAUACUAGAAAACUCCUGUUGUAUCAUUUACGUAAAUGCUUACAUGUAACAUGAACAAAAUUAAACGAGUGCCAUGAUCUUAUCUUGACAUCGACGCACCUUGAUUUUGAAACACUGACAUAAAAGUCACUGUAUUAUUUCUAUUUUGAAAGGAGGAUUUGUAGUAUUGGCAACGUCAACAUUAACUUUUUCCUAUUUUUAACUGCGGUUUCGGUAUUUGGGUAAAUUAUGAUGCGGUAUUGCGGUAUUCUCGCGCUACCAUGUGCGGUAUUCGUACCCCCCUUACGCCCCCCUCCAUUAGGGUCAUACUUGGUUUGGUGGAAAGAUGUUAUUUCACUAUGUAUACAAAUCUUUUUAGUUUCUUUUAUCAAUUAACAGAACUACAUAAUGUCAUGACUGAGUGACUCAAUAAUACAAUAUAGACAACAUUGUAUUAAUGUUGAACUUCUACUGAUGACGUACAAUGUGAGUGUUUUUUGAUAAUAAUCGAUAGUAAUUGAAGUCACAACUUUUUCUUUGUCGAUCUCUAUCAAUUGAUAUCGGAAAUCAAGUAAAUCAAACUAUUGGAUUUUAUCGAUUUUUAGUUUAUCGAUUAAUUAUGACUGUAUUGAUUGUAAAUGCUUUAGUUAAUCAACUAGUAAAAGUUGAUGAAAUUGGCUCUGGCUGUGUAUCCAAAAAAUCAUUUUAUUUGAUAGGUUAUGCUUUCAAGAUACAGUAGGACCACUAAAUGAUUAUAGAGAUACAGUCAUUGUAACUAACUUUCUUCCUUGCCCUUGAAAUUCUUUAUGACUACAGACUGGUUAAAUUAAUUCAUGUUGAUUACUUUUUAUGUCACCGAUUUCUCAUGUUAAUCCAUCCAUAAGAAUAUUAGGUCAUAACAAUCAUUGCUUUAUGGCUGUUUUGUCUUUUGUGAUAUCAGCUCUGAAGCAGUCCGUGGCGCAGUUUGUGGCAUUGAUCUUGGAACAACAAACUCCUGUGUGGCUGUAAUGGAGGGGAAGACGCCUAAAGUAUUAGAAAAUGCAGAGGGAUCGAGGACCACUCCCUCGGUAGUGGCUUUUACCCCUGAUGGAGAGCGACUUGUUGGUACUCCAGCCAAAAGACAGGUUAAUAUAUAUUUUUAUAGUGUGGCUGCAUGUAGAUGUCCAAUGUUCAUUUUUUGUCGCAAUCAUUAUGGACGUGUAUUCAUGUUGUCCUUGUUAUAGACAUGUUGUAGACCUACAUUGUACACAUUCAGUUGCUGUAACAAUGUACACAUAAAAGGCAUCAUUUUACGUGUAUACAUGUAUCUACAUGUAUAUCACUUGACGUAUCACAAGCUUGAACUGACUUUAUUAAGUAUAACCAAAUUCUUGUCUUAAAUAAUUACUAAUACAAUCCUAUAUAUUUGUGCUGUAGAAAACAUGUAAUUACAUAAUUUUAGGUCAUAAAACUUUAGCUUACAAGGUGUCAAUUGUUGUUGUUUAUUAUAACUACAUUUUAAUGUUUUGACUUUACUGUAAAUGAUUUGUCCUUAGGCUGUAACAAACCCAACAAAUACAUUGUAUGCAACCAAGAGAUACAUUGGACGACGAUUCGAUGAUAAGGAAAUAAAGAAGGAUGCGUAAGUACUGUUUCUUGUUAAAAGAUGUUUCAUCAAGUGGUUUCAUGUCUAUGUUACAGGUCAAAAUUAAAUUCAGGUUAAAAUUUUUUAACCUUGGUCGAUUCUCAAUUUCCUUUGUUUAAAGCCCUAAUUCAAGAACAAUUAGAGGUAGGAAACAAGUAAAGUGAGAAUCAACCUACUGUAGGUUAAAAAUUUUAACCUGAAUAUAAUUUUGACCUGUAACAGAUAUAUAUAUUUUUCAGAGAAGUGAGUCUGUAGUUGCAUUACCAUACACUAUGAAUUUUGAUUUUGUUUUUCUUGUGCGGUCUAUUUUCAGGGAAAGUGUGUCCUUCAAGAUUGUAAAAGCUUCUAAUGGUGAUGCCUGGUUUGAGGCUAAUGGCCAGAUGUAUUCACCAAGCCAAGUAGGAGCUUUUGUUCUCAUGAAGAUGAAAGAAACAGCUGAGAGCUACUUGGGAACAACUGUCAAGAAUGCCGUCAUUACAGUUCCUGCGUACUUCAAUGAUUCUCAAAGACAGGUUUGUACAGUAUUAAAACUAAACAAACAGUGCUGUUGCACACAAUUUAAAAAAAUAUGUUUUCUUAUACAGUGUAAUUAGAGAAGUUAAUGAAACACAAUCAAUUACCACUCUUUGCUCCACAAGUGUGUGCACCUGCUUGUAUGCAGUUGGUUACAACAGCCUAUUUAUUGACAAUUUUAAUCUUUUUAUUUAAUCAUCUAUAGCUUAGCAUCAGCUCUACUGUAUAUCCUUAAUGAUAGUGCCAUUUUUGCAAAUUGUCAGCUAAUGAUUAUGUUGAUAUAUUGAUUGAUAGACACAUGAGUAACCAGCUAUUCUUAUAUGUAGGCAACCAAAGAUGCUGGCCAGAUUGCUGGUCUGAAUGUCCUGCGAGUGAUUAAUGAACCAACAGCAGCUGCCUUAGCCUACGGAAUGGACAAAUCUGAAGAUAAAAUGUAAGUUGACAGUACCAUACAUGUAAAUCAAUCAUGUGCGUACGUGCACAUAAUUAUGUCAUUCUAUGCACGAAACGAAGUGGUGUCAUCCAUUUACAAGUACUUUUAAAAUUUCAUACUCAGUAUCAAAAAGUGAUUUUUAAAUGUGAGGAAAAUCAUUUAUUUGUAGCCGUAGAUUCUACGUGUAAAAUGCAACAGACUGACAUGGUAAAAAAAUUUAACUUGUAUAAAGGGUAGUUUUUUCGUAACCUCCUGAUUGUGGAUUAAAGGGCUGCCUGGAAAAAGAGUCUCAGGUAACUUCAUAUAAACUGCAAAAUUAAUUCUACCUCCAAAUUGCCUUGCAGCUGCUUGUGAAACAAAACUCUAGAAGUCUAGCAAUAAUAAUUAUUAUAUUGAGAGUCACAAAGAGUUUUUCCCCAAGUAUCCUUCCAGAGUUAAUUGAAGUAGUUAGUCCAAUUUUUCCUUGAGCUUUGCCAAAAACAAGACCUGUGUGGUUGUUCUUACAGUAUGUAAGUCCCCGUACAUGUAAGUCCUAUUUUUCCAAAAAAAAGUGUCUAUUGCAGUAUUUUGAUUUUUGGCAUUGAAGUGUUACAGUACAUAUACAUGUAAAGUUCUAUGGGUGCUCUGUAGCUUAUCAAAUUGUGACUGAGUGAUGUAUUUGUUUAUUUAGAAUUGCAGUGUAUGAUCUUGGUGGUGGUACAUUUGAUAUCUCUAUUUUGGAAAUUCAGAAAGGAGUGUUUGAGGUAUGACUAGUUCUGAGGCAACUCCAGGGUGAUUUUGGAGGUCUCUACUGUUGACCUGUCAUAUUAUUGUGCAAAAUACGUGAACUUUCCAUGCAUAAGCUUUUUGAUUUUUUAAUCAUUGUUUGUUAAACUAAUAAUUAAGGUUUUUACCUGCAUACUUAUUUAGUACUAAGAGACUGGUGUGAGUAAUUUACCAGCAGUUAAAUGCAAAGACUGGUUGUUGAAUGGAUACAAAAUUCAAAUGCUAUGUGAAAUACAAGGUGCAGCCGAGUGUAGUCUAAAGAAUUUCAAGUUCAUUCAGUUGCUACAGUAACGAGUGCAUUUUAUGUGAUAAACUAGAAAUACAUCUUAAGAACCAUUCCAAUCUUCUGUUAUGCCCCUUUACUCUAUCCACUUAAUUCUAUGUAAUUGAAUUGAAUCUUUUGAAUUAGCUAGGGAAACAUAACAUCUUACAAAUUAAUAACAUGGACACAUUGGGUCAAAAAUUAAUAUUUCUUACCCCAAAGCAACUGAAACAGUGUUAUUUUAAAUACAUUUUUUGCCUUGUUUGCGGAUUUACAGGUGAAGGCUACAAAUGGUGACACAUACCUUGGUGGAGAAGACUUUGAUAGCACUAUUCUCAAGUAUCUCAUAUCAGAAUUUAAGAAAGAGGUGAGAAACAUUUGAAACUUUGUGAGCUUUAAGGGAAAAAAACUGUAACAUUUACAGUACUUGUUUGAAAAUUAAGAUACUUAAGAUUUGUAUUCCUGACCUCAUACUUAAAAGAGACAGCUUCAUUAUUCCCCAUUUAAAAUCUGCCUUUUUGGUAUCAAUAUUUCUGUUGGUCCAGAAAUCAUGCUGUCUCUUCCUGUUUGACUCAGUAACCUCUACGAUUCAUCCAUAUCCCUUUUAGAAUGCAAAAUGCAAAUUUCCAGAAAAAUCAGACAUUUUAUUUAUGCAAAUAAUGGAAAGCCAACAAGACCUUGAAAAAAAGUACUGGUAAAGGUUACAUCUAUGCACCUAACCUUUGAUCAGGCGGUUUUUUUUUCAAGGGCGGACGAGGCGAGAGGAAAAAAAAAUAUGAAUGCAAAUGAACUUGCAAUAUGCCGCCCCAUUUUACUGCCAGGCUGUGUACCAUUAUUGGACUACAAUAUUACAUUGUAAAGAAGACAAUGGAUGAUAGAGGAUCACAUACUCAGCAUGUUGGGCAACUUUCACAACAAAUAUGCAUGAAAGACUUAACUAAUACAAAAUUCAUGUGAUUUGUUCUGUUCCAAAUCCUAGAGUGGUGUUGAUUUGUCCAAAGACAACAUGGCUCUUCAGAGACUCCGAGAAGCAGCUGAGAAAGCAAAGAUUGAAUUAUCAGCAUCUGUCCAGGUAACUUUACCUACAUUUUGAUUCCAUUUCACUCUUGCCUGAUACUAAAAAGGCCAAUGUCAUACAAUAAAUUGUAUUUUAUGUAACCAUCAGCAGUGCAGGAAAGUGCAGUGCUGCAAUGCCUGUGUCCUGUACUGUAAUGGUUGGAGUUGAAGAAGCUAACAGUAUCAAAAGGGAUAGUGGAAUUGUAAUUAUUGUGUGUAGAUGCCCAGCGGCAAGAUACUUGUAUAUAACAUGAGACUGGUAUAUCAGUGGGCCACUAAGAUUCAAUACUAAAUUUUCAGUAACUUGUGGUCACUAGACUGCUUUGAAAGUUGCAGGGAAAAGUACAAAAGUAUUACAAAAGGAUAGUGUAUUAGAUUCACCUCUGUUUUGCUUUUGUAGACAGACAUUAAUUUGCCGUAUAUCACAGUGGAUGCCAGUGGUCCAAAACACUUGGCCAUGAAACUCACUCGGGCCAAGUUUGAAUCCCUGGUUGCAGACCUUGUACAGCGGACUAUAGAGCCAUGCAAGAAAUGUCUGCGAGAUGCUGAUAUUAAUAAAAGUGACAUAGGUGAUGUUUUGCUGGUUGGUGGAAUGACACGGAUGCCCAAGGUACUUUUGGUUUUGUUGCCUUUCACUGGACGAAAAAAUGGAUUUGCAUAAAUUUGCAAUUUGAGGAGUAAAUAUGGGGCAAAGAUGGCAAAUGCCUAGAUAUUUACACCACCCUGUUUUUUGGCAUCCAUAUUACUUUUUCACUCCUCCGUUUUUACAAGUUUGCAACAAACUUGCCGGGAGCAAAUUUGUGCAAAUCCGAUUUCCAGUCCAGUGUUUUGAAAACAGCCGGCAGACAUUUUGCAUCACCACCACUGGUUUCGCCAUGGAAUAACAACUGGGUAGUGACACGUCAUCAGUGUGGAAUUUCUGCAUUCCUUUCUCAGAUGUUAUGUGCAAGGAAACCAAUGCCGGGUGUUUUCUUAGGCUGUUAGUUUAGUUGUGGUUAGAAAUAAAUUUCAUUGACCUGAUCAUGAGUCCUGCAAUUUUAUUAUUUUGUAUAUACUGGUAAUAAUAUUAAAAAUAUAAAAUUAAUGUAGCGUUGUUGUUCAGAAUAAUUUUCUUCAGUCAGGGCCUAUGUACUGUAGUAACUUGUGGUAUUAGGCUAACACUAGCUACCAAUAGCAACAUACUUGUAACCACAUGAAAUUCCAAAUGAUAUUAAUCUUUUAUUGACAUUUUGAAGUUGUUUUACACUUGUUUUCCUUUUGUUCUAAACAGGUGCAGUCAGUGGUGCAGGAAAUCUUUGGUCGAUCACCAAGCAAGGCUGUCAACCCUGAUGAAGCUGUUGCUGUUGGUGCUGCCAUUCAGGGAGGUGUCCUGUCUGGUGAUGUCAAGGAUGUGUUGCUGUUGGAUGUAACACCACUGUCACUUGGUAUUGAGACACUCGGUGGAGUGUUCACAAAACUGAUUACACGCAACACAACCAUUCCCACCAAGAAAAGUCAGGUACUCAAAUGAAAUAUGAAUUCCACCUUCCUAAAAUGUAUUCCUAGUGUACUGUAUGUUCUUUCUGCUCUUAAUGCAUUGUAGUUUUCUUUGGCUUUCCCUAAGACAGACAGCUUCCUAAGAUAGCCAUGCAGUGUCAAUUGCAGUGGUGGUUAUGUUAAUGUAAAAAGAGUUAACUGCAUUUGUAUUUGUGAAGUACAUGUACUGUACACCUGAACUGCUGAGGUCUUUGGUUGGUUUAACUUUGAAGGGGAUUUAGUGUCCUAUUGUUUUUCAGCCUUAUAUAUGUUAUGCAUUUGCCAUACUUCAAUUAACAACAAUUUUGAUGCACAACUUGUGCAGCACCAGAGAAAUCUUUCACAGAACAAGGAUCCUAGGAAGACAAAGAUACAAUGUAAAAGUCAAGCUUGCUUGUUCUUUCUCACAAUUAUUUUUGUUUCUGUGCAUGCCUGAAAAAAAAGCUGUACUUUUUCACCAAGGAAGAAAGUGAGUGGACAACAAUGCUUACAGCCUGUACAUAGUUUUGAGUCUAAUAAUAAAUUCAGUGCAGAAUGAUAGACAGAAAGUAUAAUGACUUGAGUUACUUCAAAAAGCAUUAAUUUUUGCAGUGAUAAUUCUAGGCAAAAAAGGUGAACCUAAAGCUUAUUUACCAUUUAAGUUUCUCAUGCUAAGAAAAUAAUUGAAGUUUAGACAUUUUCACUUUGUCUCAUUCCAGGUGUUUUCUACAGCAGCUGAUGGCCAGACGCAAGUGGAAAUUAAGGUUCAUCAGGGAGAGCGUGAAAUGGCUGCUGAUAAUAAACUGUUAGGACAAUUUCAACUGGUGAGAAAGCUGGUUUACUCACUAAAAACAACCCUGCUGAUUUAACCCAGCAGUGGACAGCACUGUAAAAGUCACUUGCUGAUGAAUUCAAGCAAAAGUAACUUACAUGUCAUCAAGUGUACUGUGCUAGCCUGAGGAAACAGCCAACAUUUCGUGACAUCACCACUGGUUUCCCAGCAAAAUGAUGUCUGAGGAACGAGUGCAGAAAUUCCAUACUGAUCACAUGUUGAUACCCAGAUCUAGGUAGUGCUUCUGAUUUGUUGAAUCAAAUUUGCCCCAAUGCAUAACCAAUCAGAAGUACUACCCAGGCCCCAGUUGUUCAAACGUUGGAUAGCACUAUCCACCGGAUAAAUCACUAUCCAUCGGAUAAGUAUUUGGGAAACUGAUUGCGUUACUCCACUGGAUAGAGAUUUACCCGGUGGAUAGCGCUAUCCACAUUUUGAACAACUCAGGCCCGAUCUACUGAAUGUAAGUCGUGUCAUCAUCAUUACAUUUCUGCAGUUUCUUAUUCUCCAGGAAAAUAGUGGUGCCACCAUGAAAUGGUAGGGCUAUAGAUGUACCAGUAGACUGGUGGUACGAAACCCCCUUAAAACUUUUUGACAGAUGCUAUGUAACAUUUUGAUUUAAUGCUGAAAAGACUAGCCGAACCAAUAAUUAGAAUGGAAUACUAUAAAGGGAGGAUACACAACCUGCCGAUACGUGACUUUAUUGCCUUAACCAUCCCUAUGACUUGGGUGUCGACCUCCAUGCACUAGCAGUUCUAUCCAGUACCACACUCUCCAAUUUGAUCAAAUUAAACCUUCAUGUACUUAAAACAAUCUUUGUUGUCAUUUAGAGAUUUUGUAAAACUCACCAUAAAUAUGCAGUAGUAGAAAAUAACUCUACCUUUUCUGUGUUUUUGACACGGCUCAUUACAGGUUGGAAUUCCUCCUGCUCCACGUGGUGUACCACAAGUAGAAGUGACGUUUGAUAUUGAUGCUAAUGGAAUUGUCAAUGUGUCUGCAAGAGACAAAGGAACUGGCAGAGAACAACAGAGUAAGAUAAUUAUUGUUAUCAUUUGUUGCAAAUUUUUCUUCCUUUUCAUUGGCCGUGACCCCACCACAUGACCUGCAAAUAGCUGCAAUGUGCAAUUUGCAAUGUUUUCCAACUUUGUUUGGCUGCAAAUGAUAUUCUGCUCAUGCAUAAAUGAAACCAUGCUUUUCUCCUUCCUGCGAUCGCUCUCGCAUGAAAAUGGCAGAUCGCUUCGCUUCCUGAAGAUAUUCACUAAAAAAGUAAACUCGGUGAUCAAAUGAUAAAACAAUUAUUGAACUCGGUUAUCGCAAAAUAUCGUGAUUUGUCAGUGGCAAGCAGAUGAAUGAUUUGCUGAAGCCGAAGCCUCGUCCAAUAAUUGUUAAUUAUUGACACACGUGGUGUAUGGUUUGCUAUUUGAAAAAUUAAUAACGUUGGUUUUUGGGGAAAAUGGGCUGAUAAAGUUACUGAAACAGGUUAAGGUCUUGAAAUAGACAAUGACUAAAUAUACUUCACAAAAUCAUUGCAGUAGUACAUUGGUUUAUGAAUGGGCUGAUGCAGCCAAUGCCAAAAUAAAGGACAUCGGAGCUUGUUUCCUCCUUAAAAAGGGCUUAACUUCCACUUUAAAGAAUAAAGGUACACGUACAUGAAGGGUAUUUUCAGUGUGGGUAUUUUCCCGGCUUUGUUUCAGUUGUCAUCCAGUCUUCUGGAGGACUAAGUAAAGACGAAAUUGAAAACAUGGUUCGAGAAGCUGAGAAGUAUGCUGACAGCGACAGACAAAAGAAAGUAAGUGUGAAGUGGGUGUAGGUGCUUGACUGUAGAACAGCUGAAUUUUGCACUGCUUAUGAAUGUGUGUCAGUUGUCAUUAUCAAAAAAAAAAUAAAGAGGAAAGCUAAAGAAAUAACCUGCAGUGCACGUGAAGCUACAACGGCUGGUGCGUACCGCACCUUAAAAUCCAAAUUACAGGUAGGGCUAUUUUUUAUUCUCUCUGGAACAGGCCAUUUCCGAGUUCCAUAAACUCUCACUUUCAAAGCCUCUCUUGUGAAAAUGAGUGUUAUUUGCAGUCUUUGCAGGAGAAUAACAGUUCAUGACAUUUUUAUGUCAAUGGCUUCAUACUUAGCCUCGCUUUGAAACAGAGGCUUCGGGCAACUCGGUAAUGGCGUUAUUAAACUAUAAAGUAAGAGUGACAAAAAAAGCAAAGUGAGUUUUGAUACCGUAGUCAAAUGUCUUGCCUAACCUGUUGCUUAAUUAUGGUUAAAUGCAUGCUAACUUCUAAUUAUUCAUCUAGCCUGCUCAACUAUCUGAGCGCGUUGAACAGGCUGAUAUUCAUCUAGGAGUAGGUCUUUGAUAGUUUUCUUCAAAGGAUCCGCUAUCAGUAUCUCUGUUACUUGUAAUCACUAUAAAUUUGUCGCCCUCUGUGUUUCUAGGAGCUGACAGAGGCAGUGAACCAGGCCGAGAGCAUCAUCCACGACACAGAAACGAAGAUGGAAGAGUUCAAGGACCAGCUACCAACCGAUGAGGUGAGAUGCACUAUACUUAGUUUAGUUCAUACUGAACUUGUAGCAUUUGCGUCUUGUGACCUUGAUAUACAAAUGGAACUUUUGGAGCCCAAAAUUGGUAGAAAUAUGCAGUUUAGGGUUGGGGUUAAGAGAUGAAACUGAACGCUGGCCAGAAAAUCACAGUUUAAAAUGUAAUCUCGGUAGAAACAUACGGCCCCCUAGUCCCAGGCUAUAAAUUAUUAACUUCUAAUGUAUCAACCGGAAUGGUACUAACAGCAAUAACUGUGAGAGAAUUUAUACGAAGACGCAAUUGUGGUAGAGUAAGACGCUAAAAUUGACGGACAUGUGUAUUAUAUCGCAGAGUGCACAGCUUAAAGAAGAGAUUAACAAAGUGCGCGAAGUGUUGGCAAGAAAAGACAGCGAAACAGCGGAGUCCAUCCGACAAGUGUAUAGUGAGCUGCAACAGAAAUCACUGAAGCUGUUUGAAGUAGCUUACAAGAAGGUAACAGUUCUUUUCCACCAUUGAUUACUGUCUUUGUUGUAAUCCUAUCCCUUGCCGGUCAACUUCAUCACGUUGCCUAGUGCAGAUAACUAGUGUCUCAUUACGUGAGUUUAUUAUUGGAUAAGACUAAAUGCUGUGCUUUAUCGGUUCAGCACCCGCUUGUUCAACACUUAGGGAUUUUGGCCAAAAACGCAGAUAAAAGACGUACAAAAACAUUUUAAUACGAAAAUGAAGAUGGGCACUGUUUCACAGCACGUCGCUGUGAUAGUCUCUGCCAGUGACCCCCACCAACCACCCCCUCCCCUCCCCUGUGUCUAGGUCUUACUCUCAUGGGACCCAUGUGCCUGAUCCAAAUUGAGUAGGUCUGCGCCCAGCUGGUAUCAAGUCAAAUACCCUUAAUUCAUCAGCUGUAAUUCAACUUUGCAGAUGGCCUCUGAGAGAGAAGGAGGAGGAGCAAGUUCAUCUUCAAGCAGCGAACAAACAGGAAGUACUGAAGACGAGGAUCACAAGAAGAAAGAAGAAAGCUAAAUUAUUGGACCUACCAACCACGAUCACAGUCUUACAAGAAUCGUCACUUCUCCAGCAAAAACAAAAUAUUCGUGUUCUUGCAAGGUUGUGAUGUACGGAGCAUUUUUACACAAUACUACAAAACAAGGAGAACUUCGUCGCAGUUGAAAUGUCGCGACAGGAACAUUGACAAAAUUUGCCUUAUCAAAGUGUAAACAUUUCGGUCUUUCUCAAUGGUGGGGUGGGGGUCAGUUUGCUAUCUUCCUGAACCCCCAUCCGUUUAGGGAAGGCUCAGAUUUUCAUUGUAUUAGAAAACGGUAUGGUUCUCAGUAUUUUGUUAUGUGUAUUCAGUGAAACAUUCGCCACAGUUAAAAAUCCGUCAUAGCUUUAUGGUUCGCUCGUGCAGGGUGUAUAUGCAUUUUAAAGUUAAUUAUUGUUUAGGCAAAAUUGUUUGGAGCUAAGAAGCGCGUUAGUGAGUAAAUUGCACAUGUUCCAGUGAUUCGUGAAGAGGAAAACACGUCAUCUUUCUCGUG
This is a messenger RNA of Porites lobata, 13741 nucleotides long. The record is from the annotation of a GenBank genome assembly. Lineage: Eukaryota; Metazoa; Cnidaria; Anthozoa; Scleractinia; Poritidae.